Venustampulla echinocandica is the source of this 957-nucleotide messenger RNA. RefSeq lists its product as uncharacterized. The record is from RefSeq and is a predicted model, not a curated record. The transcript is spliced from 3 exons. NCBI's taxonomy places the organism in Eukaryota, Fungi, Ascomycota, Leotiomycetes, Helotiales, Pleuroascaceae. Bases 1 to 957 code for a protein of 318 amino acids.
AUGUCCAACUACCGGAAUUACAACUAUCGGAAUUUCGAUGAUGUUUUUGAAUUUGAUCCUGACUGCUCGUAUGAUGAGGGCAUUGUCCAGGAAAUCGAUAAGGACAGGAAAGCCCUAGAAGGACUUUUUAUCGACAAGGUUAUGAAGGUCCUAGGAAUCAAGAGACCUGCAAGAUACUAUCCCCCGAAGACCAACGCCGAUCUACGGAACUUACACAAGGCGAUCGUGGAGGGCACCGGCGCGGAUAUACAUAAGCUCUCGGUUCUCUACUACCUAGUACUCAAUAUCGAUUUUCCUACUGGGACUAGAGACCAUUCUAUCGCCUUCGAAAGAAGAUGGUUUCUGCCGGGCAAGUACCAAAUAUACAUGAAGGGGCUAUGGCAUUUAGAUCGUCAAGAAUUUGAGGACGCGCUUGAAUACCUGACCUACCCAUCAUUAGUUCCCGAUUUCUCCGACGAGAUCCUGGAGGUGUUGGUACGGCGUUCAGACAACGAUCUGACCCUCCCCCUGGCGUAUUACUAUACCGUCCAACCAACCCUCAAAAGUCAGAGCGCCAUUGAAUGUCUAUUCUCAGCCAUUGCGAGACACAAUGUUACGGAAGCAUAUUAUUUCGCCCGGAGCCAGCCAGAGCAUACGCAGCGUCACAUGUUCGAAAUGCUCAUAUCUCUCGUUCUCCAUAACUCCCCGGCUCAAACCAUAGGGGACAGAAGUGCCGAGCUGGUCAACCUGCCGUUUACCAUCGAGGAGGAGGGCUGGUUUGAAGAGUAUCUUCUACAUGGUGAGGGAAGUGGUUUGAGAAAGGCUAAGGACACUGUGCUUUUCCGGCGGAUCGGGACCGGCAAAUUUACUGAAGCAUUGGCUAUGAAAGAUAUGAAGACCCGUCCAGUUGGUGGUUUGCACUGGAAUCACUUGACAAAGGCUGUGCAAGAUGGCUUGGGACCAAGAUUGGGAGUAUAA